Molecule: messenger RNA, 228 nt
Organism: Gryllus bimaculatus (two-spotted cricket)
Lineage: Eukaryota; Metazoa; Arthropoda; Insecta; Orthoptera; Gryllidae
Source: the annotation of a GenBank genome assembly
AUGGCGCUAUUCUUAGCCGCUGCAUCGGAGGCUGCGCAGAUGACGACGCGCGCGUAUUCGGAGCACAUCUUCCAGCCCCGCGGCGCGCGGCUCCGCGAAGCAGGCCGCUGGUCGCGCCUCGGAAACGUGAAUGGGGCUAUCACAGGAAAGGUCAUUGUCAAGCGGGUCUUGGAGCGAGUAUUUCUAAGUGCUUCGGAAGAGACAAAAGUGCAGGCUGGCAUGCGCUGA